Molecule: messenger RNA, 417 nt
Organism: Neurospora crassa OR74A
Lineage: Eukaryota; Fungi; Ascomycota; Sordariomycetes; Sordariales; Sordariaceae
Exons: 3
Coding region: 1-417 (138 amino acids)
Source: RefSeq, a predicted model, not a curated record
AUGGCAAGUCUGGACGUCGUUGGCGGAUGCGAUGGCAGCGGCGGCGAGACUAGAACCGAACGGGGAUCGGGGACGAUCUCUGGCGAGCAACAGCAAUGGCAGCGGCGAAAAAUGCUGUGGAAGGAGAAGAAGAAGACGAAGAACAAGAGCUGCCCUGGGCCAUGGCCGGUUCCUGUUGCCGCAGACAUGGCCUUUGGGCACCUUGUCCCUGGCAGUUCCGUCACCAUCGGAAUUCUCAGGGAAGACGGGAAUUGCGGUGGAAUUACCUGGCCUGAAGCGGGCAAGCAUGGGGUGCUAGUGGGUGCCAAUGGGCUGCAUUGGCAGGGCAGGCAAGGCACAGGGCACAGGGAAGCCAGCGGGAGUCCACCGAGACACCCACUGGAAGCCCACCCGCUGGAAUGGGUCAACCCGGGUUAG